Patiria miniata (bat star) is the source of this 1914-nucleotide messenger RNA. Its product is annotated as E3 ubiquitin-protein ligase TRIM56-like. Gene Ontology annotation, cellular component: nucleoplasm; chromatin. The transcript is spliced from 2 exons. Bases 1 to 1914 code for a protein of 637 amino acids. Gene Ontology annotation, biological process: positive regulation of DNA-templated transcription. Lineage: Eukaryota; Metazoa; Echinodermata; Asteroidea; Valvatida; Asterinidae. Gene Ontology annotation, molecular function: zinc ion binding; ubiquitin-protein transferase activity. The record is from RefSeq and is a predicted model, not a curated record.
AUGGCUACUGCGGCAUCGGUAGGCUCUGCUUUUGAGAAGAUCAGUGUUCAUCUUGAGUGCAGCAUCUGCACAGAUAAAUACAAAAAGCCCAAAGUACUGGACUGCCUACAUAACUUCUGUGUAGAAUGUCUAGUGAAAUAUCAUGAUGGUAGUUACCAAGGAGCAAAAGAAAUCCCUUGUCCCGAGUGUCGUCAGGAGACGAUACUUCCAAUGUCUGGCAUACACGGCCUCAAGACUAACUUCCAUCUGGCUGGUCUGAUCGAGGAAUUUGAAUUACAGGAGAAGGUAGCAUGCUCAGUAGACUCGAAGCUUUUCUGUGAGACAUGCGACGAGGAUAACGAGGCCUUGUAUCACUGCCUCGACUGUGAAAAGAACAUCUGUACGACGUGCCGCAAGGCACACUUACGGUUCCCAGUGUCAGCAAACCAUGAGGUACCAACUUUAGAUGAAAUUCGUCAGGGAAAGAUCGGUGUCGCACGAAAACAUGAUGAGUACAAAUGCCACAAUCACAAUGACGGUUUGAAGCAAUUCUAUUGCAAGACAUGUAAUGAGCUGAUCUGCCAAGGCUGCACAGUUGUUGAUCAUCCCACUGCCACACAUGACAUCACUGCCAUCGGAACGGCUUCAAGAGAAUACAGAAAGUCACUGAAGAAGAGCUUGCCUGCUUUAGGUAGAGACAUACAAGGCCUCGAGUUGUCUCUGCAAGACACUAUUGAAGCAAAGAAGAUAGUCCAGGACAACAUGGUGAAGGCCCGAAAGGGGGUGCAGGACAGAGCUGCUGAGGUCAUUGCAAAGGUUAGAUGUGAAGAGAAACGACUCCUGGUUGAGAUCACAACCCAGGAACGGGAGCAAAACAAGGGACUGGAUGAGCACGAGAAGACACUGAGUGACAUGCUGCAGAGAAAGAGGCAUUCAAUGGAAACCGGCAAGGAAGUGGAGAGCAGUGCAUCGGAUUUCGAUUUCCUUUCACUCUACCCCGUGAUCAGCAAGGAUUUGACAAAGGUGAGCAGCCAGCAUCUUCCGCAGUAUCAUCACAAACUUUGGUAUCUGAGGUUCAAGAAGAGUCAGACAGUUGGUGACAUCGAUCUGGGCGAGGUAGAGCAGGAAGGAGACAAGUGGGAACUGCAGCAUGAAUUCGGCCAGCAGGGGGGUGGUGCAGGGGAAUUUGAAAGAGCCAGAGGCAUUGCUGCUGCUGCUGAACCUGACGAGAUUGCAGUGGCCGACUGGAAGAACGAGCGAGUGGUAAUCUGCAACAGCCGGGGACAAACCAAGAGCUCCAUUCCGAUCAAUGCAAAUGAUGUCGUUGCUGUAUCGAAUCAGUGGGUGUGUGCUAACCCCGGCAAGAUUAUGGUUUACCAUAGGGACACCAAGCCAGCACGUAAUUUUGGCACACUACAGGAGAGUGAGGUUGGCAAGACAGGGGUGCAGCUCACGAGCGUAGCUAUCAUGCCAAAUGGUAACAUCAUAGUGGGUGAGAAGAAGCGGAAGGUGUUGACUGAGCUCAAUCCCAAGAAUGGUAAGAUCCUACACACCAUUACGGUGAAGAUACGACCUAGCUUCUUGGCUGUACUGAGCAAUGGUUGGAUUGCGAUCAGUGAUGACGAAGAGGGACUAGUAGAGAUAGUGGAGGUGUCUGACGGCAACGCUGUUACAGUCGGCGCCAUCGAACCAACCAUUGACGGUUACCGAGUAAAACGCUGCAGGGGUGUAUGCAGCAACAGCUCGGGUAUCUACCUUGCAGUGAUCACAGGUAAAGUCAACACCGGUCACAUACACCACUAUAACUGUGAAGGUCAGUUUGUCAGCUGCGUGGCCCAGGGGCUCUACAACCCCUGUGGAAUCACAUUCACAGCCGAUGGGCAGCAGCUGGCAGUGGCUGACCUGCACUCAAUCAAGAUCUACCACAAGGUGUGA